Molecule: messenger RNA, 2501 nt
Organism: Aegilops tauschii subsp. strangulata
Lineage: Eukaryota; Viridiplantae; Streptophyta; Magnoliopsida; Poales; Poaceae
Product: pentatricopeptide repeat-containing protein At3g22690-like
Biological process (GO): RNA modification
Molecular function (GO): RNA binding; protein binding
Source: RefSeq, a predicted model, not a curated record
AACCAUUGUCAUUGUGCAUUUCGCGCUCCCAGCAGCAGCACUAGCACUCGGCCUCCUCGGUACUGUAACAAUCCAAGCGCGAGCUCGCCUAUCCCAUGCGUUACCUCUACUUCCGCCCCAACGCGACAACCCAGGCGCGCGCCUGCCGCGACCAUCUCCUCGCCCACCUAGACCAAUGCGCCUCGCGGGCCCACCUGGCGGAGCUCCACGGCCGGCUCAUCCGCGCCCACCUCGGCCCCGACCCCUCCGCAGCCGGUCGGCUCGUCGCCCUCCUCGCCUCCCCUGUGGCGAGGCAUGACAUGCCCUACGCGCGCAGGGUGUUCGACAGAAUGGCCCAACCGACCGCCUUCGUCUGGAACUACAUGAUUCGAGGGUACAACAGUUGCGACGCCCCUGUGGAUGCAUUGGCGUUGUUCAGGGCGAUGCUUCGGAGGGGAGUCUCUCCUGAUAAUUACACCAUGGCUGCGGUUGUGUCCUCGAGCGCUGCAUUCGCCGGCUGGAAGUCGAGGUCAACUGGGGACGCGGUACAUUCCUUGGUUCGCAAGACUGGGUUUGCAUCGGAUGUGUUCGUCAUGUCAGGCCUUGUUAAUUUCUACGGCUCCUUCAGAAGUGUCGAUGAUGCAAGGAAGGUUUUCGAAGAGAUGGCCGAUCGGGAUGUGGUGUCGUGGACUCUGAUGAUCUCGGCUUCUGCACAGUGCAGUCAGUGGGAUGAGGCGUUAAGGUUGCUUGCUGAGAUGCAAUCACACGGCACUAAGCCGAACAAGGUCACUGUUAUAAGUCUCCUUUCUGCAUGCGGCCAAGAGCAGGAUGUUGACAGAGGCCGGUGGGUGUAUGCACGCAUUGAUGAGUACGGCAUUGAGGCUGAUUUGGAUGUCAGGAAUGCACUUUUAAGCAUGUACGUGAAAUGCAGAUGCAUGUCGGACGCGUUGAAAACAUUUCAGCUCAUGCCAAUAAGAAAUACCAAAUCAUGGAACACGUUGAUUGAUGGGUUUGUGCAAAACGGGAAGCAUAAGGAAGCACUAAGAAUGUUUGAAGAGAUGUUAUCAGAUGGUAUAGUACCUGAUGUGAUUACUCUCGUAAGUCUCUUAUCGUCAUGUGCUCAGCUAGGUGAUCUUCAGAAAGGGAGAUACUUCCACAAUUAUAUCAAAGAUCAUGGGAUCCGCUGUGACAUCAUCCUUCAUAAUUCUUUGAUUAACAUGUAUGCUAAAUGUGGCGAUAUGGCUGCAGCAGAAAUGGUUUUUGAAAAUAUGACACAAAGGGAUACCGUGUCCUGGACAGCUAUGGUGUGUGGUUAUGUGAAAGGACUUCAGUUUACAACGGCCUUCAGUUUAUUUGAAGAGAUGAAGGUUGUAGAUGUUGUGUCAAGUGAAAUGGCACUGGUUAGUCUACUUUCUGCUUGUUCCCAGCUAGGAGCACUUGAUAAAGGGAGAGAGAUACACACUUAUAUAAAAGAUAAGAGUGUAAUAACAGACGUAUGGCUUGAAAGUGCCCUGGUGGAUAUGUAUGCAAAAUGUGGUUGCACUGAUACAGCUGCUCAAAUAUUCAGUACAAUGCAGCACAAGCGAACCCUCACAUGGAAUGCUAUGAUUGGAGGUCUUGCCAGCAACGGACAGGGAAAAGAAGCAGUGGAGCACUUUGAACAAAUGCUGAAGCUAAGAGACCCAAAGCCUGAUGCUAUCACUCUAAAGGUAGUUCUUGGUGCCUGUGCACAUGUAGGAAUGGUUGAUGAGGGGCUGCAUUACUUCUAUUUGAUGUUGAGCCUUGGUAUUGUCCCUGAUAUUGAGCACUAUGGUUGCGUAGUAGACCUCCUGAGUAGAGCUGGGCUGCUAGACGAAGCAUAUAGUUUUAUCAAGAAGAUGCCAAUACAGCCCAAUCCAGUAAUUUGGGGAUCACUUCUUGCAGCUUGUAGAGUUCAUCACAAAAUGGAACUAGCAAAGAGAAUUGGACAGCACAUCAUCGAAUUAGCUCCUAAUGACGUGGGAGCACAUGUCCUAAUUUCGAACUUACAUGCUGAAGAAGGUCAGUGGGAUGAUGUAGAGCAAGUAAGAGGGCUGAUGGGAAGCAGAGGUGUAGAGAAAUCAUCUGGUCGUAGCUCCAUCCAAGUCUAGACAUGCUUCAUAAAUCAUUGUUCGUACUUCAUAAUGUGAGUUACAUGCGAACACAUGAUUUGACUAGUAACACACAUGGCUGAGAAGAGUAUCGCCACUUUUUCAGUGCAGUGUCCGAUACCAGAGACAUAUAUACUACAAUGCUCAGUAGAUAUGUGAUUUCUUGAUCAUAUUUUGGUUGCUCUGGUCAGCACUGAAUGAAUGAAUCAGUAGGCAGGGCAAGAAAAAAAAAGGCCACAUACUCACAUCUAUUGCUACUGGGAACUGAGAUAAACUUGUCCAUAUCUAGUAUUUAGCAUGAUCUGAAAAUUAUUUAUGUGCAUCAUGCAUGCGAUGAUUUGCAAAUCAUAUCUUAAACUUUCAUCUAGUACAAGAUCUCGAUAAAUAUGCACC